GAGCACCGCAUCACCGCACACAACAGCAUCGUCGCUCGCCCUCGCACCCUCUACCCUCCUGCCUGGCUGCCCGUCGCUGCGUCCAGCGCACUCCCGCCAUGCCGCAGGACCUGUCUUUUGCAUGAACGUCGGGAACCAGUGCAUAACCGUACUUGGCGACUCUGAGACACAGUCCCGGCGCCGCACCGCCAAAACAUCGCCAGAAUGAAUAUGUACAAACCCAUCGUGGCCGCCUCGCCGCCUGCAGAUCUGCCUGCACCCUCCAGCUCGCUCCAGCAGCCGCACACGCAUCGCCGCACCUCGUCGCGCUCGAACUCGAUCUCGUCGUCGUCAGUUGUGACGGUCAAGCGGUCCGCCUCGCUCAAGGACACGAUCCCCGAUCCGUCCAAACCCCACAAGAAGCCCACACCGCCUCCCUCGAGACGCCGCUCCAGCGUCGCCCAUGUCGCAGUAGAUGGCAUCCAGGGCAUCCGCGAGGGCAUCGGCAACCUGAACCGCUGGUCGCAGUCCACCACGAGCAGCAACAAGUCGGCCAAGGACAAGGGGCACCAGACGCAGUCGAGCUUCUCGCGCCGCCUGAGCAUCAGCAACAACUCGUCCCUGACCUCGAUCCAUGGAGCUCAAGUGCAUCCGUCCUCACCCUCACGCCUCAAUUCCUCGCCCUCACGAAAGACGACCGCCCAGUCCUCCUCCCGCUCGCCGGCUUCGAGUCCCCACCGGCGUGCCAGACCGCGCUCCCCUGCCUAUGCCCCGCCGUCAUCUGUGACAACUCUCCCCGAGAUUCCCUCGAUACCCCCCCUCCUACCCGCCACCGUCUACGACCCGAGCUCCCCGAACACUACCCCUUCGAACGAGUCACCCUCCACCGCCGGCCUUUUUACCCCGAGCACCUACGCUACAACUACUACUACCACCACCUCGACCGACUACUUCAACUCCCGCCCCCCGGCGCCAACAUCGAACAGUCAGCGUCCACCAUCGCACAACAAGGCCGACAGAAUACUUGGGAGGUCGCCCCUUGGCUCACCCCCGCUCGCCGUGCUGGAGUCGGAAGCAAGAUACAAGUCCAGCGCGCCAAGCCGCGCCUCGACAGCUGGCGCAAAGGAGUCCCUACAGAAGCCUGUGCAAACUACACAGCGUGAGAGAUCGGGGUCAAGAGAUCUGGACUCACGGUAUAGGAGUGAAAGCAACGCCAGCAGCAGGCUGGACGACAGUUACCAAGGCACCCCUCCGCGCACCCGGGAGCGGAGGGAGAAGGAUAAGAAGACAAUGCUUUCUAGGGCGCUGCAGAAGGCGAACACUGCAGUCUUGCUGGACAAUGCGCAGAAUUUCGAGGGCGCCAUGGACGCGUACGAGGACGCGUGCAAGCUCCUGCAGCAGGUCAUGAUACGAAGUUCAGGAGAAGAGGACAGGAGAAAGUUGGACGGCAUUCGAGUUACAUACACCAAUCGCAUCGAAGAGCUCCGACGACUGGCCCCUGGCUAUCAAUCUGCAUCUGGCAAAUCAUUGCCAGCGCGUCCGAUGAGCAACGAGUCUGUAGACGAAGCACAGUCGAUCUUGUUAGGUGCAGCUGACGACGAACCGGUUGUUAUUGAAACGGCGACUAUGACCCGCAUUGUCAACGAUCGGUCUGUCCACCCUGACCCGGAACCACCCCCACAGUCAUUACCCCUCCGCAUAGGUCAAUCAAGCGGCAUGCGUGAAUCUGUCAUAUCAACAGCUAUCCGUGACGUGCAGAAGGGGAUACCCAGGUCUUCACAGUUCCUUUUGCAAGCACCACCAGGUAGACUCGGAAAUGCCAUUCCUUCCCUAGGCACACCCGGACUGGAAUCCCCCAUGGACCGAAGCUAUAUGCCGCCGCCGCUUUCUCCGAGACGGCCACUAUCACCUUUACCUUCAUCCCGAAAGGAAUCAGAACCUAGCGCGCAAAACAAACUCCUCCCUCCUAUUGAAGAGCCUUUGCAGUCGAAUCACAAAAGAGGUAACAGCACGGAAUCAAUAUCAUGGCUUGAUACUAUCGAUGAAUCUGGAGGCUCUUCAUGCUCGUCUUCUGUGCAUUCUCUAUCCCCAAGAGGACUGCGGCGGAAACAUCUUCGGAACGCCAGCGGUGCAACUGAGGCCGAAUUUGACGCGGCAUUAGAUGCGGCUGUAGAGGCUGCGUACGAUGAAGGAUUUGAACCGUAUGAGGACGAGGAGAUGCCCACAUCCGCUGAGAUUAUUGCCACUAGACUUAGGAACGUGGAAUUAGCCAAGGAACGGGUACGAGAAGCGGAGCGGGAAGAGGCCAUUGCAGCGGCCAAGUAUCGCUACAAAGAGUCGCAGCUCCAAAACAAAGCCCUGCCACAUGUCCGAGAAAGCGCCGAGUUUAAUUUCCACGAUGAGGCUGAAGAGGAGGAGCGGCUGUUAGACGAAAUGACGAGGGAGUACAUGCUCGAUGGGUUCGAUUUUGAUUUGCAGACUAAAUCGUCACUGCCACGGCAAUCGGACUCGAGUGGCUUCUCUGGCAGCACUUACAACAGUUCCGUGUCGUCACACCGUACCACCGGCGGAACGUCUCUCUCCACAGUUGCGGAAGUGAUACACCAAACGAGACAAAAGGCGCCGACACACUCGCCGCCACCAGUUCCUGCCUCUUCCAACGCCCUGCAGUCGGUAUCGGAGUCCGCGGCAACUCUUCCAAUCGAUCCGUCAGAAACCACGCCCACACCCGCCACCGUUGUAAAAGAGUCUUCGACUGUUCGAAGCAGGAGACUCUCUGGACAAAACGCUAAGAACCUGAAGAUAGAGACCUCCUUGCCUCCAGUACCCCCAGCUCCACAUACCGAGAAACCUCUAGUCUCGAUAGGAAAGGACCCACUUCCAGACACAAUCCCUCUACCUAAAACUGCUGGCGCUGUAACACUUAAUAGUUCACAGGCUUCUAUUGAUCCAACCUUCAAGAUCCCAGCAUUACCACAGGUCCAACAACCGACCGGACUAACAGCCCCAUCACCACAACCUCCUAUACCAAGUCCCGCCGAUACUACCUUUACCGUGUCACCGGCUACACCCGCUCUCAGUCAUGCUAUGUCAAAUGACAGCACUCUUGUCCCAGGUUCACCCAAGAAUGGGAAGACUUCCGCGAUGGGAAUCAGGAAGAACAAGUCGUCGCUCAGUCUGAAGCAGCGAACUCUGUCAAUAUCAAGCCCAGAUGGAUCAGACGGUUCGAUUGGGACCCCUCUCAGCACCUCCUUCUCAUUCACCGGACGAAAGCAGAGCAAUCCGACAGCGCCCGUACCUACACCAAGUGUCCCCACUUUCAAUGUGGAUGGACUUCCUACCGGAGGCAUGCACCUAUUUGAAAGUGACAUACAUUCCCCUUAUUCCCCUGGCUCUCCAAGCGCUGCCAUUGCAAAUGCUCCUAUUCCACUAGAACCCUGUCCAGACUCCUACCUUCUUCGUCCGUUCUGGCUUAUGCGCUGUUUCUACCAGACUAUUGCUCAUCCUCGCGGUGGUUACCUGUCGACGAAAUUAUUCGUUCCCCGUGAUGUCUGGAGGGUAAAAGGGGUCAAGUUAAAGAAUGUCGACGACAAGAUUGCGAAUUGUGACUUGCUUAGUGCAGCAUUGCAGAGGCUGGCCACGGUCGAUACUCUUGAUGCCGACGCUGUUCUCGAGGAGAUGCAAGCACUUGAGGUCGUGCUUGACCAGGCACAGACACAGCUAGCAAAGAAGCUCGGCAACGAAGUUGGCGUCCAUGGGGUGUCAUUAUUAUUCAAAGAUGCUCACACCGUUGGUAACGGUUCCACCAAUGGCGAAAGCUCAGAGAAGGGUUCCCACGGAUCGCAGGAUCACGCACCGAAGAGUGCAGUCUCACAAAGCAAAUCAUAUCUCACAUCGUGGCGGAAACUGCGGUCGAAGAACUCGGCCGUAGGCCUCAGCAGCAUGACCGGAGCAAAGGGAGCAGGCAACGAAGUGCCAAAGGAUUCGUUAACCAUGGCGACCCUCCCUAUGACCAGCCUCCCCAAUAUCCGGUUCGCAAAGCGAGACGUAUCAAGUGUCCUGUUUGAGGGCCCGAAUUCGGGAUACAUGGCCAGCUUGGCGAGGUUGUUUGAUUCGGCCCAGAUUCUGGAUCAAAUCGCUCGCCAAGUCGAAGACCCAGGCCUCAAACACUCGUCGCCCACGCACGUCGGUCUCGAACUCUCUGCUCGACAUGCUGCAGAGUUCUUCGGUUUCUACAUCUGCCGCUUUGUGCUCACAGAUGUCACUUUGAUGCUGGACAAAUUCAUCAAAAGAGGGAGCGAAUGGGUAUUGGUAUAAUGUAGCAUAUAUAUGAUGCCACCAUGCGACAGUAUGUACGCUAGUGUUACCAAUCUGCCGCUAGCGCUGCUGCUAUGAAUAGAGGAAAAGAAGUUGUCGUAAUGUAUGAGGAUUCGAGUUGUUCGAAUCGUCACAUUCGUUGACUACAUUUUAUUACAUGCUGCUGCUGCUGCUUCACUUCUGUACUCCUGUCUUCUUCUUCUAUUUAGUACAACAAGCUUGGAGCUUUUGCAUAGCGGUACGCGGCAUACAUGUCCAGGGCGGAUUCCUUAUUCAAGGAAUUUUUACGAGUUUCACGUCUUUUCUACUUCAUUCAUGGCAUUUGGUCAGUCAGAAUUCGGCCGAUUCCCGCUUUUUACCAUUUGAGUUCACAGCGGGCGGAGAAUGCCACUCUUCUCGUUUCCUCUCUCCCUCGCCGUCACCGUCUCUGUUUUCUGUGUUUGCAAUCAAAGACUGGCUGGUUGUAUCCACAGACACGCAAAGCAUCCGAU
Lindgomyces ingoldianus is the source of this 4787-nucleotide messenger RNA. RefSeq lists its product as uncharacterized. Bases 205 to 4296 code for a protein of 1363 amino acids. NCBI's taxonomy places the organism in Eukaryota, Fungi, Ascomycota, Dothideomycetes, Pleosporales, Lindgomycetaceae. The transcript has 3 exons. The record is from RefSeq and is a predicted model, not a curated record.